CCGAGGUGCACGUACACCCCUAGCGGAUUGUAUCGGUACUAACUUGAGCGCGAAAAUGAAGUGCUUGAACUUUUGUGCGUUUGUAAUAUUAUGUUUAUGGACUGUGAAUGGAGCUGAGAUGCAGUUCAAGCAGGAGAUGAAGGCGAUGAUGGAGCAGAUCGAGAGCCUGAAGAACUUGCACCAGUCUGAUAUCUCCAAGCUGAAGAAAGAAAUUGAAGAGCUCAAACAACACCAGACUCCGACGGACAACCACGAGCAAAACGAACAGGCAACUCUGCAAUGGGCGAAGGCUUCCAUGAACGAGCUCCGAGUGGAGAUGCGUGAACUUGGCGAGAGUGUCAACAGCUCGGCCCUGUUGAAACACCUCCACGUCAUGCGGAAUGAGCUGAAGCAAGCUUUGACGGAGGCUUCCGAUUUGGUGCAGCUCACCAAGACCCAAGAAACUAGAAUUGACAAGUUGGACAGCGAAGUUGGAAGACUUAAAUAUGAAAAUCAGCAAAUGAGGGGAAUGAUCGCUCAGCUGAGGACUCAAGUCGGAAAGCUUUCUAAAGAGUUGAAAGCGAAGCAACUGGACGAGAUGAAUAUGGGUAACUACAACGAAGUUUUGGAGCACGAGAGUAAGAGAGGCCACAAAAUACGGCACAACAAAAUGAUACAUACUCAGAUCUCGCGGCUGGCGCGCAGCCAGGACCAACUCGACGCGUACCAGCAGAGCCUGCAGAACCAAUUACUGGACGUUCAACGACGUCUCGAUCGCAUCGAGGAACCCAACUGGAACCUAAUUACAGCCAAAAUUGAAUUCUUCGAUCUCGAGACUAAGUCGCUGAGAGAGCAAUUGAAAAAUGUAUCGCAGAAAAUAUCCGAUUUCGAUAAAGUCCACGCAUCCCUAUUGGAGCUGCGGGAGGACGUCGAGAGCAUCGAAAACAAGGUCGACAAGACGAUCCCGGAGUUCAGGAAGGAGAUAUCAAAGUUGGAUAUUAGUUUUGCUCAGUUGCAUGCCGCGACUUCAUACCUCCGCGAAAACCAAGAGAACUUGAAGCAGAGCGUGAAAGCGAUCGCCGUGAGCGUCAGCAACGUCAUCGACCGCUCGGAGCUGGAGCGGCUGCAGAUGAACAAGCUGAACGACUCCAUACUCGACCUCAAGGCCUCCGCCAAGCAACACUUCUACCGCCUCAAUGAUCACAUCCUGAAGAGCGAGGCUACGCACGUCGAUUCGAACUACACGGAGAUCGUGUCUCUUCCUGAGCUGAUGGGAGAAGUAAAGGAAUUGCAGCCCGUCGAACGUGAGUACGAGGAUCUGGUUAAACAGCUGCCUAAGGAUUGCUCCAACGUGACCGGUCCCCCCGGAACCUAUCUGAUCCACCCCGGCAAUACUCCCGUGGACACCUGGUGCAACAACGGCACUACUCUCCUCCAACGUCGCUACAACGGCACGGUUGAAUUCAACAGGAAAUUCGAUGAAUACGUCCAGGGCUUCGGCGACGCUUCUUCUGAAUUCUGGCUCGGUCUGCAAUCCAUGCACGAGAUCACCGCCGACAACUGCUCCGCCAUGAGGAUCGACAUGACCGACAUCUACGGCAGCGUGUGGUACGCCCAGUACGACCACUUCUCCGUCGGCGGCGCUGAUUCCGGUUUCGUGCUGGAGGUGAGCGGCUUCAAGGGCAACGCCAGCGACGCUUUCGAGUACCAGAACCACAUGGAGUUCUCCGCCAUCGACCGCGACCGUGACAUCUCGAACACGCACUGCGCCGCGAACUACGAGGGCGGCUGGUGGUUCUCGCACUGCCAGCACGUGAACAUCAACGGCAAGUACACGCUCGGCCUCACCUGGUUCGACUCCGCCCGCAACGAGUGGAUCGCCGUCGCCACCAGCGAGAUGCGUAUCUUCCGCAAACCGGGAUGCGCUUAAAUUACAAAUCGUUACACCGAUAUCUUAUUCCGCACAUACGCAACGCUUGUGCUGUAGUGUUAAAUGUUGUAUUAUGAUAAAUCAUACCAAAGAUAAGCUAGUAAGCGCUACUCUAUGUAUGUUCUUAAGUAAUUCUCGAAGAAAGCUCUUAGAUUUAUGACUGAAUUAUUUCGCCUUAUCUUGUGUUAAGAAUGUAUUUUAUAAUUUGCGUAUGCAGGUAUAAUUUAAUGAACCUUUCUGUACCGACUCUCCGGCAGCAAAAUUAUUUUCGCGUAACUACCGUCUCGUUCCCGUAGUUACAGUAUUAGUAUUAUUUUUAUUUGUAAAUUUUUUCUUUAUGUAAAAACUGUAUACUUUAGUCAAAUAAAUUAUGUUAUAUUUAUUAUUAAGUGAUUAAUUAUAUUUAAGCAUUAAAUGCGUGUACUGAUUAUAUCUACAUAUAUCUCUGUCGCUUCAAACCAGUGUAUCUUUUCUAGACAUUCCGUUAGUCAAGUGUACAUAUUUUGUUAUUAUAUUAUGUUAAAUAUUAUUUUGUAGUUAUCUAAAUUAUUAGCUCUAAAUACAACUCACCGAUUAUUGAAUAUUUUGCCGCUGUACUUAAUUACAUUACUUUUCAUUACGUUUAUUAUUUUAUGGAAUAUUUAGAGUAGUUUGAUGUGUCAUAUUAAUAAUGUAUCUUCAAAUAUGGUAGUAGAGUUGUAAUGUGGUCAUAACUAAACAUGUAUUAGUGACUUGCAUUCCGCAGAUAAUAAUCAAUUUAAAGUUAAGAGUAAUAUAAUAUACCAAAUGUCACCGAAUUGCACCGAACAAUGGACUCCGGCGUCGCCUCUUACUAGGCGUUUAGAAUUAUAAUAUAAAUUAUCUCGAUGUUAAAAUCUCGUAGAAAAGCUGUACCAAUGGAUUUAGCCAAAUAAAAGUAUCAAAAUA
This is a messenger RNA of Colias croceus (clouded yellow), 2836 nucleotides long. It is a transcript of the gene sca, whose product is annotated as protein scabrous. The coding region runs from base 56 to 1909 and encodes 617 amino acids. Lineage: Eukaryota; Metazoa; Arthropoda; Insecta; Lepidoptera; Pieridae. The transcript is spliced from 6 exons. The record is from RefSeq and is a predicted model, not a curated record.